CGCAGACCCAUUUCUUUUCAUCAUUUGCCAAUUUUUAUUACAGCCGUUGGGCUUAACAAAUUGGUCCAACAAUAACAAGUUAAGACUCCAAAAAAUCUGUCGAAUCUUCGCUUCUUCUCACCAACUAAAGCAGCGUUUGUAGUUCACGAAUCUUUGGUGGCCGAUCAUCAAUCCCCCAGAAGACGCACAUAGAAAUCUCAGUUUGGUUAAUAAACCUUUUCUCAAUCUCUGUAUAGUCGCUGCUUUCAGACGAAAUUCUAUGUCAGAUACGGAUGUUUAUGUUGAAGGUUUAGAGAUAGGGUUGAUGCGAACUAAACAGCGAGUUUCUUGUUAAUUUAUGUGUGUGUUACGUGUAAUCAAGAAGCAAUCUUGGUGAAGGAAGAGUGUGGUAGGUAUUCCAUCUCCACUCUUGAAGCUCAAAAGCUGGCAAUGGUGGGCUCUUGUAUCCAUCAACAUCUUCUUCCUCAUUGGUGGCUAAGCUGCUUCAGUCAUUCUAGGUAGGUUUUACUACAACGAAGGUGGAAACAGCAAAUGGAUGGAAACUCUUGUUCAAACCGCUGCUUUUCCAAUCAUCUAUAUCCAGCUUUUGCUUCUUCCUUCUUCUUCAGAGUCUUCUUCUUGUUCACUCAAAACCAUGGUCUUGAUUUACGUUCUGCUUGGUGUCAUCGUCGCUGGAGACAACAUGUUGUACUCUGUUGGACUUCUCUACCUCUCUGCAUCGACUUAUUCGCUCAUUUGCGCUACUCAGUUAGCGUUUAGUGCGGUCUUCUCUUAUUUCAUCAAUGCUCAGAAGUUCACUUCUUUGAUUCUCAAUUCAGUGGUUCUUCUCUCUUUCUCUGCUACGUUGAUUGCCCUCAACGAUAAUGCAGACGCUCCGUCUGGUGUCUCCAGGUCGAAGUAUAUCGUUGGGUUUGUGUGUACACUCGCUGCAUCAGCUCUCUACUCUCUACUCCUCUCCCUUAUGCAGUUCUCAUUCGAGAAGGUUCUGCAGAAGGAGACUUUCUCAGUAGUUCUCGAGAUGCAAAUCUACACUUCUUUAGUGGCGACUUGUGUCUCUGUUAUCGGGCUUUUCGCAAGCGGGGAAUGGAGAACGCUGCAUGGAGAAAUGGAUGGGUAUCAUAAAGGUCAAGCUUCUUAUGUACUGACUCUGGUCGGGACAGCGGUUACGUGGCAAGUGUGUUCUGUAGGAGUGGUGGGUUUGAUAUUUCUGGUGUCGUCGCUCUUCUCAAACGUUAUUAGUACGCUUUCUCUAGCUGUGACUCCACUUGCUGCUUUGGCUGUGUUCCGUGAUAAGAUGAGCGGCAUUAAGGUUUUGGCAAUGCUGAUCGCUCUAUGGGGUUUCGCUUCUUAUGUUCAACAGAAUCAUCUUGAUGACUUGAAAUUAAGACGAGCGCGAAAACAAGCGCAUGCCAGUCGGGUUGAUCCGCCUUGUUAAUUCAGGCAGUGUAAUUGCUUUAGGUUGAAUAACUUUUACUCGUUAGGACAAGCUUCUGUUCUUGUCAUAAUCUUUAAAAAUCAGAAUUUUUGUACGAUCAAAUUUAAAUAUACUGGUUGGUACAUGGAACUUAAUACAAAUU
Brassica oleracea var. oleracea is the source of this 1577-nucleotide messenger RNA. Its product is annotated as probable purine permease 11. Lineage: Eukaryota; Viridiplantae; Streptophyta; Magnoliopsida; Brassicales; Brassicaceae. The record is from RefSeq and is a predicted model, not a curated record. Gene Ontology annotation, cellular component: membrane. The transcript is spliced from 2 exons. Bases 536 to 1435 code for a protein of 299 amino acids. Gene Ontology annotation, molecular function: purine nucleoside transmembrane transporter activity.